AUGGAGCCCAACAAUCGGCCGAUCGCAAGCGAGGCGUACGAACGCAGCACCAUCUCGACCAACACAUUCCAGAUCUGGGAAACAACUGUGCGGUUGGCGCAGAUUCAAACGCUCAUCGAUAAGCUUUGUCUCGCGACCUGUCCGGACGAGGCGAUGAUAUGCUUCCUGCAGGAAACGGACGGCCAGUCCAUGCUGGACAUUAUUUCCGACGAUGAAGAAGAAGACGACACGGAACCACAGCUACGCGGCAAGAGCUAUCUCAAGCGAAUGAUACAAGAUAUGUACACGCGGCCCCAGAUGAUCGGCACGGUAAAGAUGAUCCUGUACCACUGCCUGACGACGAUGGCCGAAAAGCUAACGCAGGACAUAAAGUUCCGCUCGGAAAAUGCGGAAUUCUUCGACGAUCUUGAACUGGUGCUAAGCCGCAUGACUGAUGAGGCGGCCGAAACUACCAAGCGCGAAAUCAUGCAGUACUUGUCGAUUGCUAAGAAACGGCUUGCCAAACGGAGGCGGGUUCGGGAUCAGCAACAACACCAGCAGCAACAACAGCAUCAAGAGCAGCAGGAAACUUCGUCAUCGUCGUCGUCGUCCUCGCCGACACCGUCGUCUUCUUCCGCCUCCUCUUCCUCGUCCACUACCCCGACGCCUGACUGUAAAGUUUCCCCACCCUAUGGGUCAUAG
This is a messenger RNA of Anopheles marshallii, 681 nucleotides long. RefSeq lists its product as uncharacterized. The record is from RefSeq and is a predicted model, not a curated record. The coding region runs from base 1 to 681 and encodes 226 amino acids. The transcript is spliced from 2 exons. NCBI's taxonomy places the organism in Eukaryota, Metazoa, Arthropoda, Insecta, Diptera, Culicidae.